AUGUUCCACUAUAAACUGUCUGUUUGGAGCAAAAUGACCUUUAAGACGUUCAAACGUUCAACAGUUUACAAGACAGCAACAACAUUGGUUGAUACAUUUAAAUCAAUCCGUCAAACAACUUAUAUCAAUUUAACAUCAUCUUCUUCUUCUUCCUCUUCUUCGCCCUCACCAUCAACUGUAUCUUCUUCAUCAUCACCUUAUUUACCUUUAAAUACAAUUUUCUCUGUUGGAACAAGUAAAACACCUUCUUCAACUCCUACACCCAAUAAAAGUUCAAUCAUCUCGAUACCAGGUUUUCUUGGUAAUUCAUUGAUUGAAUUACCUCGUCUUCAAGCUUAUUCACGUUUAUCAAUUGAAAUGGAGUUCAUCUCUUACACCGAAUCAGCAAUAUUACUUUACAAUGGGCAAACUGUUUCAGGUGAAGGAGAUUUUGUUUCACUUUCUAUUCGCAAAGGUCAUAUUGAAUUUCGUUAUGAUCUUGGAUCUGGUAUGGUCAUUUUACGUUCCAAAGAGCCGAUUGUUAUUGGUUCGACUGUUCGGUUUGUAGCUAAACGUUACCAUAAAGAUGGUAUUCUCAGUGUUGAAGGGCAACCCGAUGUUACCGGUUCCUCGCCUGGUUCACUGAAAAGCCUUGAUUUGGCUGAAAACUUGUACCUCGGUUGGAUCCCAACUAAUCGAUCCAAUGUCUACAACAAUAUUGGCCUUAGAUCAGCAUUCAUUGGUUGCCUUUAUCGCUUCAAUGUGGAUAAAAAUUUACGUCUAAAAGACAUUCUUGAUCCUUCGACUUCUACCAUUUUACGAAGUGUCAAUGUAAUUGAUUGCCUUGAUAUGCCUUGCUCUGGUUCAUCCGUCCAAAGAUUAUCUGCAUCAGUUAAUUACUGUCACAAUGGUGGAACUUGCUUACCUUUAAUUUCCUCAACUGAUGGUUCCAUUUCAAGUUCAUGUAAAUGUAAACCUGGUUAUACCGGUGAAACCUGUAAACUCACAAUUGGUGAUAACAUUUGCUCAAUGGAUAACAAUCCUUGUAUCAAAGAUACUGUUUGUGCCUCAUUACCUUUCAAUCAAGGUUUCUCUUGUUUCUGCCCACAAGACGAUAAUAGCCUCGAACUAUGUUUAAAUGCUCAAAGAAAAACUGAAAACGCUUUCAUUCCUGAUUUUGUUGAAACUUCUUACCUAACCUUACCAACUCUUCAAAACAUUGCUCAAACAUUUAUCAUUGAAAUAUGGUUUCUAUCUCGAGAUAUAAAUGGCUUGUUAUUUUAUAAUGGACAACAUUCAUCUCAUGCAAAAGGAGAUUUUAUAUCGUUAAACAUUGUUGAUAGUUUUAUUCAAUUUUCAUUCAACUUAGGAUCCAUUAAUCCUAGCGAAAGUGGCCUUGUUACCUUAAGAAGUGAAUCCAAGAUAUCAAUUGGUGAAUGGCAUUCAGUGAGAAUCACAAGGAAUCGUAAGCAAGGAGGUCUUCAGUUGGAUCAACACUCAAUGGUUUAUGGUGAAGCAAAGACCAAUUUAAGUGAGCUUAACUUGGACCAACCAUUUUAUAUUGGAUCAAUUCCUGGUUCACACUCAACUCACCGAGAGUUUAACAUUAGCAAAGGAUUUAACGGAGCUAUUCAAAGGAUUGUGGUUAAUGGACAUGUUUGGGAUGAUUUACUUGACCGUGCCAUUGAGAUUUAUAAUGUUGCCAAAUAUGUUGGGCCUCCUUGUGAAUCACCUAAUCCUUGUUCAUCAUCAAAUGCAGUUUGUGUCCCACAAUUCAAUCAUUAUACCUGUAAAUGCAAUUCCCCAGAUUAUUCAAUCGAUUGUACUUCUGAUAUUCCUCAAGAACAAUAAAUGACAAUAAAAUAUCAAAUUAGAUUUCA
Tetranychus urticae (two-spotted spider mite) is the source of this 1859-nucleotide messenger RNA. The record is from RefSeq and is a predicted model, not a curated record. Lineage: Eukaryota; Metazoa; Arthropoda; Arachnida; Trombidiformes; Tetranychidae.